AUCUCUUGAAACAGUGGAAGCAUGGGACUCUGAGUUCAGCCUGAUUCGACCAGUUGCUGCAUUGGAAGCGAGAAAGGGAUGACGGCAUCAUUGAACAUGGUCAGAGGAGUGGAGAAAUGAGCAGAGUGGCAAAAACAAACAAAGGAUUAAUGAUGGUAGGCAGGAAAUUGGAUGGAGUGCCGUAACAUGGAAACCAAACAAGCCACAUUUUCAGCCCAGAUGAGAAUACACGGACUUGGACGCCUCCUCACUCUGAGACAACCCCACACAAACCACUUGAGCGCAGUGAAUCCCAGGCUGCAUCAGCAGAAAUGGCUCCAGCAGCCAUGUCUGUGCCAUCAUCUUCUCUCGCCUCCCGCUGCCCUUCCCGCUUCUCCUCAUCCCUCCUCUUCCUCUUGCUUUCUUUCUCGCUGCUCAUGUCGUGUCCCGGAUCGGUCCACGCAAGUUCGCCGCAGAAAAACUGUACAUCUGGUGGAGACCCAUGUAUGGAAGGAGUGGUGCUGCCCGUGUGGAACCCCCAGAACCCCUCUGUGGGGGACAAAGUGGCGCGGGCCAUCGUUUACUUCGUGGCACUCAUCUACAUGUUCUUGGGCAUGAGCAUUAUAGCGGACCGGUUCAUGUCAUCCAUAGAGGUUAUAACCUCCCAGGAGAAGGAGAUCACCAUAAAGAGGCCAAAUGGUGAGACAACCACCACCACAGUGAGGAUCUGGAAUGAGACGGUUUCUAAUCUCACUCUGAUGGCGUUGGGGUCUAGCGCCCCGGAGAUACUGCUGUCUGUUAUUGAGGUGUGUGGUCAUGACUUCGAGGCCGGAUCUCUGGGUCCAAGCACCAUCGUGGGCAGCGCUGCCUUUAACAUGUUUGUCAUCAUCGCCCUGUGUGUGUACGUGGUUCCUGAUGGAGAGACUCGCAAAAUCAAGCACCUUCGGGUGUUUUUUGUCACAGCAGCAUGGAGCAUCUUUGCCUACAUCUGGCUCUACUUGAUUCUGAAUGUCUUCUCACCCGGAGAGGUGGAGGUGUGGGAGGCGGUGCUGACCUUCCUCUACUUCCCGCUGUGCGUGGUCCAGGCCUGGGUGGCUGACCGACGCCUCCUCUUCUACAAGUACGUCCGCAAGCGUUACCGGGCAGACAAGAGCCGCGGCAUCAUCAUUGAGACUGAGGGAGGGGCAGAUGGAGGGUUUGGAGGCAUGGGCGGAGGAGGAGGGGCUCUGGGUCCGGGCGGGUUCACCAAGAUGGACAUGCUGGAGCUGGACGGACAGAUGGCGCUGAACUGUCACAGUGGGAUGGACGGCGGACUGAUGGAGGACGGAGGAGCCAAGGACGAGGAGGACGAGGCGAGGAGGGACAUGGCGAGGACGCUGAAGGAGCUAAAGCAGAGGCACCCGGACAAAGACAUGGAGCAGCUGAUUGAGAUGGCUAAUUAUCAGGUCCUGAUGCAGCAGCAGAAGAGCAGAGCGUUCUAUCGUAUCCAAGCGACCAGGAUGAUGAUUGGAGCCGGCAACAUCCUUAAGAAGCACGCUGCCGACCAGGCUCGCAAGGUGGUGAGCAGCCAUGAGACCCAAGCCCAGGAGGACGACCCUCACACCAUCAGGAUGGAUUUUGAACCCUCUCAGUACCAGUGCUUUGAAAACUGUGGUUCCUUGAAACUGACAGUUGGCAGACACGGAGGAGACCCUGGAGUUACUGUGAAGGUGGAUUAUCGCACAGAGGACGGUACAGCAAACGCAGGUUCCGAUUAUGAGUUUGCGGAGGGAACACUGAUGUUUAAGCCCGGCGAGACCCUCAAAGAGAUCACAGUUGGAGUGAUUGACGAUGACAUCUUUGAGGAGGAUGAGUAUUUCUACGUCCACCUCAGUAACCCAAGGCUGGCUGGUUAUCCUGAGAUUGGCACAGUUCCUCUGGAUACUAGUGUCGCGCCCAAAGCCGUGCUGGGUGACAAUCACACAGCCACAGUGACCAUCUAUGAUGACGAUCAUGCAGGUAUCUUUACCUUUGAGAGUGCCAGUCAGAGGGUGAGUGAGAGCGUAGGUGUGAUGGAAGUGAAGGUGCUGAGGACUUCAGGAGCCAGAGGCCUGGUAGCCGUCCCCUAUCGCACCCUGGAUGGCACCGCAAGAGGUGGGGAAGACUACGAGCUGUCUGCGGGCAAGCUGGAGUUUCAGAACGACGAGACGAUGAAGAUCAUUGAGGUGAAGAUAAUCGAUGAUGAAGAGUAUGAGAAAAACAAGAGUUUCAUCAUCGAGCUGGGGGAACCGGUUCUGUUGGAGAUUGGACAGAAACACGGUGACUCCAAUGAAAACAAGCCUUUAGUGGGAGCUGAGGAUGAAGAGGUGGCUAAAAUGGGCUGUCCCAGUCUGGGUGAACACACACAAGUAGAAGUGGUCAUAGAAGAAUCCUACGAGUUUAAGAAAGCAGUGAAUACACUAUUUGGCAGAGCUGAAAAGAGUACGGUAGAUAAGCUGAUCAAGAAGACAAACCUGGCUUUGGUGGUGGGCAGCAGCAGCUGGAGGGAGCAGUUUGUCAAUGCUGUGACUGUCAGUGCAGGAGAUGACGAUGAAGAGGAGAGCGGUGAGGAGCGGCUGCCGUCGUGCUUCGACUACAUCAUGCACUUCCUCACUGUUUUCUGGAAGGUUCUGUUUGCCUUCGUCCCGCCCACUGAGUACUGGAACGGCUGGGCCUGCUUCAUUGUCUCAAUAUCGCUCAUUGGCGUCCUGACGGCAGUCACCGGCGAUCUGGCGUCACACUUUGGCUGCACGGUAGGCCUGAAGGACUCGGUGACGGCCGUGGUGUUUGUGGCGCUGGGAACAUCAGUGCCAGACACAUUUGCCAGCAAAGUCGCGGCAAUCCAGGACCAGUACGCCGACGCCUCCAUCGGCAAUGUCACAGGCUCCAAUGCCGUCAACGUCUUCCUGGGUAUCGGCGUGGCGUGGACCAUCGCAGCCGUCGUCUGGCGCACCAGGGGCAAAACCUUCCGCGUGGACCCGGGCAACCUGGCCUUCUCCGUCACCCUGUUCACCAUCAUGGCUAUGGUGUGUGUGGUCACACUGCUGUACCGGCGGCGGGCCAAUGUGGCCAACGGCGAGCUGGGCGGGCCACGGACUUGCAAAUUGCUAACGUCACUGAUGUUCAUCUCGCUGUGGCUGGUUUACAUCAUGCUGGCUUCACUGGAGGCCUACUGCCAUAUACCACUGUUUUAAAUGGAGAGGUGAGCGGAGGGAGAGAGACCCACUGCCAACAUGAAGAGGACAGAAGGAGGAAACACGCACAGAGAUGACGAGAGGAGGGAAAUAUUGGGAGCUUUUUUCCGGUGGAAUCAGCAAAUCUUCAAAUUGACUUUGUACAAGCCCAAAAUAGCCUUUUUUCUUUUUUCUUUGAGUGUUUGCCUCGUCAGCGUGUAACAUCAUGAUAAACUGACACCAAUAGUCUCUGGUAGACAUGGAGGCCCUACCAUCACCGUCUUGGAUGCAUCAACAGCUCAAUUAAGAAUGAUUCACAGCGUUAAUGACUAAUAUUAUUGCAAUAUGUUCCAGGUUUCUCCCAAACAGCCAAUCAGCCAGCGGAGCAAGGAUGAUAAGAGAAAAGAAGCUGAAGGCAAACAAAACUAAAGACAAACAUGGCUCUUUAUAACAUUAAUGGAAAGACGACAGGAAGGAAGGACUCCCUCCUCAGUUCCUUUUGGAUCUCCGGUCGUAACUGGAUCCCAAUGUCGUGGGAACAGUGGAUCCUCCCAUCAUACAGUUGAACGACUGCAGUGAUUUAUGACCUUAAACCUCCCUCUGUGCGCACACACACACACACACACACACACACACACACACACUUGGGGACCCUCAGUUGAUCCUACAACAGAGGACGAUUAACCAAUUGUGGGCAAGAUGAAAACUGACAUCCUUUUUUUCUUUAAUCAUCCUCCUUUUAAUAACACUGUGCUAAAUGGAUUAUUCACACACAAACACACACACACACACACACACACACACACAUACUGUACAAACCCCUUCCCUACUUCCCUCUUGCCGUCGUCUCAUAGUUGUGAUGAUGAAACGCUGUAGUCACCACACCAUUGAUCCAGUCUCAAGCCGCCAUUCUUUCAACAGCGUCGUUAUUCAAAAAAAAACAAAAAAACGUACCUUGCCCCCUUUUUUCUUAACUUUUCAAUGGCGUCAUGUGACCUGUUGAUGUUGUUACCGUGCAAUUGUACAAAAAAAGAAGAAGAUGAAAAUAAGAUAUUUAAAUACAGUAUGUUGCGAUAAGGAUUAGGAGAAGAGAGUGUUCACAAGAAGACUGAUGAGCGUCUGGAAAAAGUGGAAUCAAAAACUUUGGAGAACCAACAAGGAAGCAGUCUACUUUAUGUCUUGUGUCAAAGUAGCCAUCUGUACUGUUUACAAUCUUACGUUUUUCGUGAACUGCAGGGAAAACAUGAACAAGUGACGUCUAUAAACUAAGACACGAGGAGGACCGAUGAGACAGAAGAAUCUCAGACUAUGGCGGUGAUGUCGAUGGUGAAGAAACCAGUGUUUCUAUCUGUACAUGGUAGUAUACGAAACUUUUAAAGAUGUGUGUGCAAAAAAAAAAGAGAAAAAAAACCUCAACUGAUAUUUAAUUUAUGUUAAGUCUUUCUCUUUGUAAGGAAAAACCCACGGCGGGAGAUUGAGAAAGGCCCCGCACGCUCCGUCCUUCUCUGAUACAAAGUUGAAGGAGAUCAUUUAAGGGAAAGCAGCUGUGAGAUGGUGAACAUGAAUCCAGAGAUGACUCACACACACGGUAGAGACCACUGCUCUGAGGGGAAUGUACGGCAGUUCUAACGUUACUUUGUAAACACACACACACACACACACACUGUCUCUGUUAUCCAAAGGUUUAAUAGAAGACUGGUAGAGAACCAUCAAUUUUCAGUGUGUAGUUUGAUCUUAGUGUUAUUGAAUAAGCUGCCACAAGCUGCCUCUGUAGCUCAAACAAAACAACUAAUAAAAAGAGUCAUAAAUAUGUUCAGACUUAUGGCUAAAUGUGCUUGACCAUAGGUACUUUUUAUAGGUGUGAGCCUUUAUUCUAAGACGUGCUAUUUAUUUAGUUUCUGUGAAAGGUUUGUUCAUUUAAACAUGUGGAUAACGCCGGUUUCUGAGCUGGAGAUUGUUGGGUCCGUCGCGGCUAACUACUUAGCAAGAGCUGCUAAUGUUGCUAAAGCGCUGGUGAGGAGAUUGUCGUUGGUGUCCGUCAAAAACCAUCAGUGACGGACGGAGGACAACAGCCUCGUCUCUGUGUAGUGUUUGAAGUAAACGUUUGUGAUUGGAUUUCUCACGUUCUGCCACGCACAACGCGAGCAAAGCAGAAUGGACCCACAAUGCAGUUUGGCAUCGAUCGAUCGACUCUCCAUUCACCGCGUGCGUGAGUUCAGCGUAGAAGCGAGUACAGGCCGUCAAAUCAGCUUCAAUUCAUUUAACGUCACGUGUGAUGUGACAUGAACUUCUUAGACUACAUUUAUAUGAUGUUUAGCGGUUGGACUGCAGCGGGACAGAAGGGGCAGCAUGAGGCUUGUCGGCGCGUUGUAAACAAAAGCAUGGAUGCAGAAAGAGGAGGUGAUUGUUCCUCACGACUGCCCACAGUGCUGAGUGUGAACGUGAAGGUGAAUUCUCUCCAGAGGAAACGGUCAUUUAGACUGAAAACAACAAUUUACCUGCCCGUCAUGUAACGUGUAUCGUGUUAAAUAUGCAAACAACUACCCACUGAUUUCAGCAGAGAGAGAGCGAAGUGGUGUCUUCUCUGGUGUGUGAGAGAAGAGUGUGUUUUGGAGAAAAGGGUCAUUGAUCAGUGAGAGUAAAAACUGUCUGUAUGCAUUAACCUCCUCUUGAUACAUCAGCUUAUUAGUUACUUACUACAGUCUAAUCUGAGCCUGAGCCCUGAUUUAUUAAAGCCUUCAUUCAUUUACAUUAUUCCAACUUGCUGAGUGAACUGUGUGUAGUGUACUGUAAUGGAUGCACACACACCACUCUUACACAAACACUGUCCUUUCUGUAAAUUUAAAAAGUUACUUUUAUUUUAAUUGAGUUCCAAGAGAACACAAAUUGCAAAAAAAAUCUUGUUAAAUUCCUCCUGCAGGUGGUUCUGGCCCCUCCUUCUUUUUCAGACAAACAACCACCAACAUCUGAAUGUUUUGGUCAUAUUUAUGAAAUUGUCACUUAACGGAGACGUUCAAGAAAGCCAAGGAAGUAUCUUUAAAAGAUGAACAAUAAUCCCCAGACCGUGAUGCUGGUCUUUUCAGUGGCUCCGGCCUUGAAUGCUGACAUGUUUGGAUCAAUAUCCUCCAUCAGAACUCUCAUGAAUAAACCUCCUGCAGUCACGUUGUUUCUGUCGUGCGCAGCAGACUGAAGUUGACGUGACACAGGUCAUGAGCCUGUUGCCAGUUUUGACUUGACACACACAUGUUGGCAUGGCGACUGGCCCAGUCUUCUUUCUAAUUCCUUUUUUUUUUUUUUUUUAUUCCCUCAAUGACCUCACCGUCUGUGGAACGGCUGCCAGUGUAAGACAGAGCGCUGUGGGAACACAAGAAUGCUGCGGCUGAUUUAGAAAUGUUGGCUUUUAAAAAGGUUGAUAAGCCUUUUUGCUGGAAGACAGCUGUGUGUGUGUGUGUGUGUGUGUGUGUGUGUGCAUGUGUGUGUACAUGUAAAUGCACGCGUUCUAAGUGAGUGUAGAAAUGCAACCAUAUUUUUAGUCUCUUGCCUGUUGCUUAGUGACCAUCUCUCUGCAAGCCGUUGUCUUCUUAGCUGGUGUGUGUGAGGCACUUUGUUCCUGUGUGUGUGUGUGUGUGUGUUUAUCCUCUAAUGGGUCUCACUGUGUCUACUUGCCCUUUUCCUUCAGGAAAUGCAUCAUAGUUUUUCUCUCUCUCUCUGAGGGUGAUUUUAACAUAUGUUCAUCAUGUCUUCCCUUGUUUGCAUGUGUGUUCAUUGUGUACACACCUGCAUGUGUAUUUGUGACUGUGUGUGUGUGUGUGAUUGUGUUGUAAUGAGGCUUCACCCCGCGUGUCCCUGGCUGAGUCCCAUACGCUAGAUGAAUGAAUCAGAAUGCCGAAAUGUCCGGAAAUUUGAUGUGUGUGUUCUUGUAUUAGUUGCUUUGUGAGGACCAAAAAUGGUAUAAACCAAACGUAGUGAGGACAUUUUGGCUGGUCCUCUUAUCUUUUAAAGGGCUUUUAUGGGGGUUAAGACCUGGUUUUAGGGUUAGGGGUAAGGGAUUGCAUUAUGUCUAUGAGUGUCCUCACUAGUGCAGUCUUGUAUAAAGUACCAUAAAGGGACACUUGAGUAAAAGUACAAGUAUCUUGAACAUGAGAUUACAUGACAUUUACUGUACUUGAGUAUCAAAAGUCAUUUUCUGAUAUAAAAUGUACUUAAGUUUUGGAAGUAAAAGUCUUAAAGUGAGAAGUAAGGAUGGAGCCAUUGUAGCUCAGUGGUCGGGCGAGUUGUGGGUUCAGUUUCCGGCUCUGCUAGUCUGGCCUCUGCGUGUCCUCUGCGUGUCCUUGAGACACAGUUACGUCUUCACUCACUAUUUAAGCGUUAAUGGUCCGUUCUCCGGAUGAAGUCGUCACUCCGCUGAAUUCUAGGGAUUGGCAGUCCCUCUAACUCUAACUGUCCAAGAUGAAAACACAACUCCUUUGUGAAGUGAAGGUUAUGAAAGUAAAGACAGAUACGUGUGUGUAUGUAUGGCAGUGCCACCAGUCCAGACAUUCACCAUGAAAAAGUAUGUAUUUAAUGCAUAUUACUGAUAUUCAUGUGAAGCUUUCAUGUCAUGUUCACUAUGUCUAUCUACAUCCUAUGAAAAUUGUGAGCUGAUCGUACACUCACUGGCUGCUUUAUUAGGUACACGGGUCACAAAGGUCAUUUUAAAUCUCUUUCAACUCUGGUCAGUGACCUUGACCAAUGUCGACUGACCAAUGUCAAUCAGAUAAUCUGUAGUUGAACAUGUGUGCCUAAUAAAGUGGCUGAUGGAUAUAUUAUAUACAUAUAUAUAUAUAUAUAUAUAUAAGACUGUGUGUGGAGAGACUGCCAUUACUACAUUGGUGUUAUACACAACAUUUACUCAUCCACUGUUUAGUGAACACACACACACACACACACACACACAGUCAGGUGGUGUGUACACUGGCCCAGUGAAGUUGAUUCUCAGACGUUUGUGUGAGUCUAUGAGUGUGACAGCGUUCUUAAAAGCAACACACUUUUACAUGAGCCUUGUUAUCGUAUGCACAUUUCAAGCGUGCGAUCAUGUGGUCGACACCAGAGGUGUUUCCAUUUCAAACUAAAUAAUCCCGUCGUUUUACGAGCUGAUCUGAAGCUCGUCAGGUUUGUUUAAAAAAGCAGCUGCUGCUCCUGUUUGUAAAUUCUCCCACUCAAAUUCUAUUCACAACAUUCUUUUUUUCUUUUUUCUUUUUCAAUGUGACUGAUUUUAUUAUCGUUCCUCUCGGAUUAUUUAACAACUUAAUUGUGAUCGUGUAUAAUUUGCCUGUAUUUAUCCACAUAAUUAAUUUAAUGUUUUCCUUUAGUAUUUAACGACGAGAUUCUCGAGCAGAGCACGGUGUCGACACUGCGCUUCUGUGCUUUGGUAAAUGUUGACAUUGAUGUAAAAUAUAGUAAAUAAUGAUGAAUAAAUUCAGUUUGACGCCCCAGAACACCGUGGUGAUUUACCUUUAUGUUUGAGCCACUCUAAAUGUAUGUUGUUUUGACUUUAUUUACUUCUAAUGCAGUCCUAUUUAUGAUUUCACAAAGUGCUUUUGAUAUAAACACUUGGUAUUCUUAAUUUUUUCUUUUUAUUAUAUUAUUGACGUAUUUGUCUUUAUUGUUUUGUGUUUUCCUCAGAGAGUGGAACAACUGUGUGUGUGUGUGUGUGCGUGAGGACGUGCAUUUCUUCAUAUCAUUCCAUCAUAUCAUGAGUGUGUCGAUGCAUGAAUUUAGACUCAUUCUGAAUACAAUGUUGGUGUUGGAAAUGUCGUAGUUAAAGAGUAAAGAGUAUUUUUAAAAUGCUGAAAAUGACAUGACUGGAAAAGAUGUUCUAUAUGUUUACAAAGACCAAACUUUUUUUUCUCAAAGAUUAAAUAAAACUUCACUGGCAAAUGCUCACAA
Molecule: messenger RNA, 9098 nt
Organism: Solea solea (common sole)
Lineage: Eukaryota; Metazoa; Chordata; Actinopteri; Pleuronectiformes; Soleidae
Gene: slc8a4b
Product: solute carrier family 8 member 4b
Exons: 19
Coding region: 312-3191 (959 amino acids)
Biological process (GO): sodium ion transmembrane transport; cell communication; calcium ion import across plasma membrane
Cellular component (GO): axon; postsynapse; sarcolemma
Molecular function (GO): calcium:sodium antiporter activity
Source: RefSeq, a predicted model, not a curated record